AUGAUUGCUAACAUGCCCUGCCCCCUGACAAUUCACUCUCUGGAGCUACCUCUAUUGGAACCCAGUAGCUCUGCACCCAUGCCGUGGAAGCUACGAAACAGCAUGGUCCGUGGUGUUUCUCCCCAGGGUGAGGAUGACGACAAGAACGUAUCAUUUCCACUUCAGUUGUAUAAAAUGCUAGGUCAGGCAUGCUCAGACACAAACAACGUUGGUGGACCGUUUGAAGAGACGGUAUCUUGGGAGCCCAAUGGCACGUCUUUCGCUAUUCACGACUUUUCGAAGUUCUCGACGUUGAUAAUGCCCAGAUACUUUUUCAUCUCGAAACUCUCUUCCUUCCAUCGAUUGCUCGACUUGCACGGCUUCUCUCGUUUACAGCACCAAUCCAGUAGUGGAGUCCACCAGGAAACCCACACGCACAGCCUGUUUCGACGUGGCAGUCCUCGUCUUCUCACCAGCUUGGUUCGCAGGAGGAGCAUCCAGUCAAAGGAAGCGAGAAGGACGCUCGUCAAGCCGACUUUGCUAUCCAUUGAUCAGUCGAAGACAACUUGUUUCAGCCCAAGUCCUCUUCUAGGGAGGCCAUCGGUUGCGUCUGUUGUCUCCAAUACAAGUGACUGGGAAUCGGAUUACAGCCAGCCUGAAGUUCCAGAUACCAGGGUUGUGCCCGCCUCACCGGCGCCUUGGUCGAGCCUCGAUGUUCCUGAAUGUGAGCUCACCGAGGCCAUCGACUUCCUAUCUGAUAUCUUCCCCUUCGAGGACAAGAAAGCUGCUGGUCUGUCAACGGUGGCGCCUCGGGUGGUACCUAGCACACUUUUGUCUCAAGGAACGAAUCCAAUUAAGGAGCCCAAACCGCUUUCCCAAUCAUUGGUUGGAAAAUCUCCGCCUCCGAAACUCAACAGCACCGUCGGUCCGCUACGCACACCGGGGCGAUUGAGAAAUGCCUUUGGAUAUGGCAUGCGGUGUGUGUGUGUCCAUGCCGUGGGACGAGGGAGGACAGCCAAAGGGUCUGUAGUGAAGCAAACAAUUUGCAUGGACCUUACAUCUCGAAAUCAGGAAGAAGAGGCUGAGCGGUUGCGCUUUCAGAGACCACUUGAGAUUUCCAUUUCAACAGAGAUGAACCAUAAGAUUUGGGGGGAGGAGUUGUUUGGACCCAAGUUGGUCCAGUCCUAAAAUUGCUUUCACUCUUGUCUAUCCACGCACGGAUGAAACUGUAUCCGCAAUCCGCAGCCGUGGUUCGCUUUGCACUUUCAGAACGGAAGAAAGAGUUUGCGGAUGCUUGGCGCCCC
Molecule: messenger RNA, 1283 nt
Organism: Seminavis robusta
Lineage: Eukaryota; Bacillariophyta; Bacillariophyceae; Naviculales; Naviculaceae
Source: the annotation of a GenBank genome assembly